AUGACCCUGCCGACACUCAUAGGUACGGAGUUGCUGUUCAACAAGGUGGAAGGCAACCGCCGAGUGGAGGACUGGUUGUGGAAAAUGAGUGCAAUGCUGGAGGCCAUCCCAAAUGAUGGUCUGAAAAUUAUCCUCGCCACUGGGGUUUGCGUGGACAUAGCCGGUCCACUGACGAGGCUGAAAGAAUUUCGGCACCUGACGACGUGGCCUCAGUUUGUCCAGGUGAUUAGGGACAAGUAUGAAGAGAAAGUGACGGCUGAUGAGGCUCCAGUGAGCACAGACGGUAUCAGGCCUGACCCUGACUCUUGCCGCGCCAUUGCUGAAAUGCCAACUCCAAGAACAGCAAAGGACGUGCGCAGGUUUCUGGGUGCAGCCGGAUACUUUCGUCGUCACGUUGAGGGUAUGUUGUCAGAAGUAAUUAAGUACGUCAAGACUUGCUUCAGUUGCCAGAGGAGAAAAGGUGCCCUUAAGGUACAAGCCCCACUUCAGGAAUUUCCAGAGAUUUCAGAACCGCUAGAUAGAGUGGGGGCCGAUUUAAUUGAUCUACAUUGCAGCCAUUCAGGCAAUCAGUACGUGUUGGUAUUAGUGGACCAUUUGUCCAGAUACACCACUUUGAUAGCCAUCCCUCAAAAGGAGUCUCGUACUGUUGUCCGAGAAUUUUUUCAUAGGUUUGUCUUUGGGCCUCCUAAAGUAUUUGUUUUGGACCGAGGUCAGGAAUUUAAUGGGCAUAUAUUUAAGGAAGUUUGUAAGAUCUUGGAGACAACUUCAGCCUUUACAACAGCUUACCACCCUCAGGCAAACGGGAUGACAGAACGGACCAAUCAUAAGGAUAUGCUUGCAAUCCUUGCUGAACACGAUGCAAACUCGUGA
This is a messenger RNA of Procambarus clarkii (red swamp crayfish), 870 nucleotides long. Lineage: Eukaryota; Metazoa; Arthropoda; Malacostraca; Decapoda; Cambaridae. The record is from RefSeq and is a predicted model, not a curated record.